GAAAAGUCUUAGUCGCCAAGUCAUACUAUAUACAUUAAGACCUUGUAACUGUAAAACAGUAGUAUAUAUUCUUCCAUAGAUAGAGCCUAGCAUUUAUUACCAUAUCAAUUAACAUUUCACCUUCCUCUUGCUAUUAAACCCAACCCCCCUCCUCGCUUCAUAAAGAGGAAAUGCUCUCUUCAUAAUUCAUCACAUGGAGCCUCCAAGAUCAGAGGUAUGCCUCUCUGAAACCUCAAGCAUCAUCUCAGUUUCAAAUGCUCCUCCAACCCCAUCCCUAAAAGCCUCGAUGGACAAUCAAAAAGAGGUAAAACAACUAGGAGGAGAAGAAUUGGAAGAAGAAGAAGAACAAAGAGACCAAAAGCACCAAGAAGAUGAUCUUGUAUUGGAUCUAAGCCUCACUAGCAAAGAUUCCAAGCCAGAACUCAAUCUCAUCGAUUCUUUUGACAUGGAGUCAUCGCAGAAGUCGUCCCUGGAUACUCCUCAAGGUAAUGAAACCGAGCCUCGAAUAUUCUCAUGCAACUAUUGUCAAAGAAAAUUCUAUAGCUCACAGGCACUUGGGGGUCACCAAAAUGCUCACAAGAGAGAAAGAACACUAGCUAAACGUGGACAAAGAAUCAGUACAGGCUCUUUUGGUCUUGGUCAUCACCCUAACUCACACCUAAAUCGAUACACUAGCAUGGCCUCCCUUCCUUUGCAUGGAUCCUUAAAUAGAUCACUUGGAAUCCAGGUGCACUCUAUGAUCCACAAGCCAACUUUUUUACCAUCUUCCACUCUUGGUUCUACAAAUAUUUAUGGGCAAAAUGGAUGGUCUAGACAACCUAUUCAGCAACCGGCAGUUGGGAGGCUGGCAUCGGAGAGUUUUUAUAUGGAAACAAAUAAGGGAUCAUCUCCUAGUAACGGGGUUGCAAGAUUUGAAACUGCAAGAAAAUUUUCCCCGGCAAAGGAAGGAAUUGGGGGAUUCUGGUGGGAUGCUGGUGUUAACCAUUUGAAGACUAAACGAGAUGAUUUGCAAAAGCUUGACUUGUCACUCAAGCUCUAAUAUAAAAGUAGCGGCUCUUUCUUUCUUUUUUACAGUACAAUUUCUAUCUUCUCAUCAUCUUCUUCUUUGACUUUUGUUAUGUUCUUGGCUACUAUAGAAUUUUUCAUUUGUCUUCUUUAGCUGGAUCUAUUGUAAAUCCUUUUUUUGGCUACAGAAUACUAUGACUCUAUGAAAGAUUAAUUUCUUGCAA
Molecule: messenger RNA, 1229 nt
Organism: Hevea brasiliensis (rubber tree)
Lineage: Eukaryota; Viridiplantae; Streptophyta; Magnoliopsida; Malpighiales; Euphorbiaceae
Product: zinc finger protein 1
Exons: 1
Coding region: 194-1039 (281 amino acids)
Biological process (GO): negative regulation of abscisic acid-activated signaling pathway
Source: RefSeq, a predicted model, not a curated record